AUGCUGGCACAGCUUGUUGACAUCAUGCGUUCUGAAAGAGGAACGACAGCACCGUUGUCUGUCAGCAAACAUGCCUUUAAAAGAUAUCUCACCAGCUUCCCUGAUGGUCAAGCUGUUGUUCAGCAGAAGAAGAGUGAACGCUUAAAGAAGACAGCGCAAACUCAAGCGAAAAGUAAGAUAUAAAACUUUGUAUAUUUACGAAUAUAUUCGUGUAAAUGUUCUCCUGUCAUUUGUUUUUGUAUUUUUAUAAUAUUCACUGAGUUAUAUUGUAAUAAUAAUAUGUAUAUUCUCUCCACAAUCAUACAACAGUACAUUGCUGAUUUUUAACAAGUGCCGGUGUGUACACCAGAGUUAGGCAAGUGUUAGAUAUAGAUGGGUACUAUAUUCUAGCUGCAGAGUACUUGGAGCGUCUGAAAUGUGGCAGGGAACUGAUUAGUUGGAGUCCAGCAGUCAUUAAGCAACUGGAUGAUGGACAUGAACUUCAGUUUCAUGACACACAAGUAUGCCUGCGACGUUAGGGUUGUGCGCUUGCUGCGGACGAGGAGGCUGGGUAACAGCUCGACUCAGUUUUACCGGAAACUAGAACAACAACACGAGGAAACCUGGUUGACAAAGUGUGCCCAAUACCUUUCGGACUGCCAGCACUUCGCCAAGGCUAGAGAUCGAAGGAUGCAGACUUUGUCGACACCGGAAAACCCCCAGAGAGAACUCUUGUCCCAAAACCCAAUGGUUCUUGACAAGCUGUUGUCAAGAUGUCCUGUCCCGAGUCGAGGAAGUCAAGGCUCAGAUAACGUCUGUCUUUGGAAGAAUCCUUAAAAUUGACUGAACAAAAAAGGUAAGCUUUCCUUUCCCAAACCGUAUUAAACUCUAUGUUGGAUCACAUCUUAUAACACAUACGUCAGCGUGCUUGCUUUAAAGGAAAGCCUUUAUUGUGAAGGUUCGAUUCCUUCACCGUGCAAUUAAUGUAUUAUAUUCCUUCCUACAUUGAGUACUUAUAAUAAUCUAGUUUCAAUUAAUUUAAAUUAGUUUAAUAAUACAAUAAUUUCAAUUAUUUCAAGUAGUUUCAAUUUUUACAAAAAUAGUAAUUUAUCAGUUUGUAAUCUGUGUGUAUUGUUCUUGUUAAGAUUGCUAAGAAGCUGGCUGGGAAGACUUCUUUUACUGCUGCCUGGGCGACCAACGUUGGGAACGAGUUUGGCCACGUGUUCGCGAGUGUGCUUACUGCUGCAGAAGGUAACGGUCUACAACAGCUGGCAACUGGUCUCGUUGACUGUUACGAGAAAGCUGGUGUGAGUCCUCCUGAACUUGUGUACACAGAUCGUGAUUGCUGUUGUGUAGGAGGAAUAAAGGCUAUGUUUUCUGUGCAAAUUAAACAUUAAUGGCACACUGUCCAAUUUAACCCAAUUAACGAAUCAGAAUCGCGUAAAUUGACUGUAAUGAUAUUAAUAGGAAAUUGCAUUUGUUCUCGAAGUAUUAAUGAAAAAUUGCAAAAAUCAGUAAAAAUUAAAUUUGAAAAAUAGAAUUACAACUAAAAAUAAAAUUAGCUUAUAUUAAAAAAAAACCAAUAAAAAAUUAAAAUAAUUAUAUUAAAUAAAAAUUAAAAUACUAUGUAUUUGUAGAAUUUCCAUUGGCUAACAGUUGGCGGAAGGGUACUUUGGUCAUCGGUUGAUUCUGUGGAUGCCAAAGAAGCUAUGGCGGUAUCGGCUGGUGUGUCCAUUUCGGGAGACGUGUAACAACCACAAGCUCACAUCUGCAGGUCUGUACCCGGUGGUUCGUCAAGUGUUGGAUGUGGAUUGUGUGUACUACAUGGCGACUGAGUAUUUGGAGUGCUCGCAUUGCAAAAAAAGGUCAUUCCAUGGAGCGCACCAAUCCUUUCCCAGCUUGAUUUGGGCCAUUGGAAUCAGUUUCCUGCAAUUGUUACACACAAGUAUGCGUGUGAUCUUCGAGUAAUUAGGUUGUUGCGCGACAAAGGUCUCGGCAAUGGUCCUUAUCGUCUGUGCAAGACCAUCGUGGAAGAACACAACGAAAGGUAUCUGCAAAAAUCGUUGGCUAACUUGACGCAGUGCAAGUCGUUUCAGAACGCCAGUAACAUCGGCCUUGUCACCCGACCAGCGUUGAGCGAACCACCACCAAUGGCAACCGUCCCAAAGUUCCGCUGGUUGUUGUCGGUUUACUGCCAGGAUGUGUUGCUGCGCAUCGACGAAGUAAAGUCAUCAUCACCAGUGUUUUUGGCAGGAUUCUGAAGAUGGACUCCACCAAGGUCUAAAAAUACCACUAUAUAUAAUAUUUAAACAAUUACGAAACUCAGCGGUAUUUGUAUAGGCCAUAAGACGUCUCCAACUAUUAAAUUUAUGUGCGUUGUUUUAUUGUGCAUAAUAUAUUAUUAAUGUUAAAUAAACUGUUCCCUCCAAUUUUUCUCUAAUAAACAGGUUGCUAAAAAAUUGGCUGGUCCUGCUGCUAAAACAGCCGAGUGGAUGACGAACGUUGGCAAGGAGCACGGGCAGAUACUGGUCAGCGUGAUGACCGCAAAGGAGAGAAAUGGGCUUAGCAAGAUGGCAAGUGGCAUUGUCCAGCGAUACGUUGACGCAAGAGUGGAUCCUCCUGUCCUGAUGUAUGUUGAUCGGGAUUGUUGCUCGGGGAAAACAAAACAUCUUUUUCCUGGAUGGGGGGACCUUUUGGUUAGACUGGACAUCUCCCACUUCAUCCGGCGAAUUGUUACGGGGUGCUCCACAGAACCACAUCAGCUGCACAAGAUGUUUAUGAUCAGACUGUCUCAGUGUAUUUUCCAUUGGGAUAGUCAGGACGUUGAGCGUCUUAAGGUAGCCAAGAAGAACGAGCUGGAGAAGCUGGGGAUGCAGCCAGGACGAGAAGGACAUCCUUCGUAA
Molecule: messenger RNA, 2882 nt
Organism: Paramuricea clavata
Lineage: Eukaryota; Metazoa; Cnidaria; Anthozoa; Malacalcyonacea; Plexauridae
Source: the annotation of a GenBank genome assembly